ACAAUCCCCUCUCUUCCCAGACUCUUUUACUUAAUAGUCUAACACAAUGGCACCAUCUCAAACCCAAGAAGACAACGCCACCGGCUCCAAGAGCUCUGACCUCUUGAAGCACUCCAAAGAAGAAUCAGUUCUUACAGACAAGGACCGCAAGGCACUUGUAUUCACAGACAAGCAUAGCUCCCCAGAUGUAUACAUCAGCUACAACAAGGAUACUCUAUGGUAUCCUUGGGUGACUACGUUGGAGGUCAAGCCUCUUCGAUUUGAGACUCGGUCAGGCAGUUUCGUGAUUGCAUUGCGUACCCCAGUCGAUGCAUGGCUUGGAAAGCAUAGACAUCGAGGCACCGUGACCGCUGUUACACUUGCGGGUAACUGGGGAUACAAAGAAUACGACUGGACAGCAGGGCCCGGCGACUAUGUCGUUGAGAACCCGGGCACGAUCCACACACUGUUCAUGGGAGCUGGCUCAGAGGUAGUAUUUACCAUCACCGGUAGUCUUGAGUUCUUCCACGAUGACGAUAGUUUGAAGGAGACGAUGGACAUUUUUAGUUUCUCGCAGUUGUAUUACGAUCACUGCGAGGAAAAGGGCGUGGAGCCCAAUGCGGGUCUGUGGUAUUAAGAGAUAAACAAGGCUAAUACAUCACCUUGAUGAGUACACGGUCUUUCAUAAGUUGUAAGGAUGACAGCAUAGUAAUAAUUUAUUGGAAGCUCGUCUCG
Messenger RNA from Fusarium graminearum PH-1, 714 nucleotides. RefSeq lists its product as uncharacterized. The record is from RefSeq and is a predicted model, not a curated record. Lineage: Eukaryota; Fungi; Ascomycota; Sordariomycetes; Hypocreales; Nectriaceae. Bases 47 to 616 code for a protein of 189 amino acids. The transcript is spliced from 2 exons.